Molecule: messenger RNA, 6806 nt
Organism: Symphalangus syndactylus (siamang)
Lineage: Eukaryota; Metazoa; Chordata; Mammalia; Primates; Hylobatidae
Gene: ZNF790
Product: zinc finger protein 790
Biological process (GO): regulation of transcription by RNA polymerase II
Cellular component (GO): nucleus
Molecular function (GO): RNA polymerase II transcription regulatory region sequence-specific DNA binding; DNA-binding transcription factor activity, RNA polymerase II-specific
Source: RefSeq, a predicted model, not a curated record
UUUAAAUACAAGGUCUCAUUCUUUUGCUUAGUCUGGCCUCAAACUCCUGGCCUCAAGCAAUCCUCCUGCCCUGGCUAUACUCUUAAACAUUUCUAAAUUUCUUCCCCUUGAUUUUCAGCUUGAAACGACACCCUCAGUUAUCACAAAUGAGGCAAUCAGUAAGCUAGUCUAUUUUCUAUUCUCUAACUUUCAUUUCUAUAUUAGUUAUCUAUUGCUAUAAAAUACAUAUAUAUAUUUUUUGAGACGGAGUCUUGCUCAGUCGCCCAGGCUGGAGUGCAGUGGCAUGAUCUCGGUUCACUGCAAGCCUUGCCUCCCAGGUUCACGCCAUUCUCCUGCCUCAGCCUCCUGAGUAGCUGGAACUACAGGCACCCACCACCAAGCCCGGCUAAUUUUUUCUGUAUUUUUAGUAGAGACGGGGUUUCACCAUGUUAGCCAGGAUGGUCUCAGUCUCCCGACCUCGUGAUCCACCCGCCUCAGCCUCCCAAAAUGCUGGGAUUACAGGCACGAGCCACCGCGCCUGGCACUGUAAAACAUAGUACCCUAAAAUAGCAAUAAAUAUUUAUUAUCUUAACACCAUUUUUUGUGGAUCAGGAGUUCAGGAGUGGCUUAGCUGGGAAGUUCUGGCUCGGGGUCUCUUGAGGUUGCAGUCACACUCUUGGCCAGGGCUGCUAUCAUUUGAAGGCGUAACUGGGACUAGAGGAUCACAUUCCAACAUGGCUCUCACGUGGCUAUUGGCAAUAGACCUCAGUUUCUCACCAUGUAGACCUCUCCAUGGGGCUUCUUAGGUGUCCCUAUGACAUGUCAACUGGCAUUCUCCAGAGCAAAAGGACUGGCAUUCUCCAGAGCAAGAGUCCAUAAGGUCGAAACCACAGGGUCUUCUAUGAUCUAUCUCAUCCUCUGUCAUUUCCACAGUAUCUUAAUGGUAUACAAGUUAAUCCUAUUCAGUACAGGAGCCAGCUACACAGUGUUGUGAAUACCACAUACUGGGUACCUUUGGGGCCAUCCAGGAUGCUGGCUACCAUAAUUCUGCUCUUACUAUUUUAUUUAGAUUUGCAUUUAAAUAUGUUCACCAUCACUACUAUUCUUUGAUGAAACUUUCACUAUUGUUCUUUUGUGGCUGGAGUAUGUCUUCUAGUAGUUUCUUCUGAAAGAGCUCAUGUCAACAGUAUUUCCUAAGUUGCAUCAUAAAACUCCUUAUAUCCUUUAUACUCUAAUGACAGCUUGGCUGGAUAUAAAAAUGUUUUGACUCCUUCAUUUGUUUUUUUCACAAGUAUGUUGGAAGAUUUACCCCACUGUUUAGGGCACUGAAUUUAGCACUGGAGAAGUCUGAUGACAACUGAAUUUCCUUUUUCUUAUAGGUGACUUGAUAUUUUUAUCUUGAUUCCCAAUGAGUUUUAGUCUAAUAAUUUUAUUAGGUAAUGUUUUGGUACUAUUUUGGGUCAUUUUCACCUAUAAUAUGGUUUCACUUUUCAUCAUGUGUAUUUACACUUUAUUUCAGGAAAUUCAUCUUGAGUAUUAAAACUGUAGAUUUACAGCUAAAACCAUAGUUUUACAUAUAUCUUCUUAAUUUGGAUUUCAUCUUUAGGUGCUCUGCCUUUUGCAUAUUGGAUCUCUUCAUUUUCAUUUCUUCAAAUGAUUUUCACCCCUUUCUUUGUUACAUUUUGUUCUGUUAAUUUCUGUAUUAUUUAUUCCAUACUAUACUUUCUGUGGCAUUUGUCAGAUCUUAUGCACCUUGUAGUUGAUUUAUUUAUUUAUUAGAGAUGUGGUCUCACUGUGUUGCCCAGGCUGGCCUCAACCUUGAACUCCUGGACUCAAACAAUCCUCCAGACUCAGUCUCCCAAGUAGCUGGGACUACAGGCACAUGCCGCUGCACUUAGCUAGUUUAUUCUUCAUUUCUGAUGUGAUUGAGCCUAUUUUCUCUUUCAGUCUUGAAUUCUACUAACUCCCGUCUAUGGUCUGUCUAUUACUUUCUCCUCUUUCCUGAGAUCAUACAUUUUUGCUUCUGGUCUGGUUUUAGAGCUGCAAUUGCAUCAUACUUUUUUUUAAUUCAGACUGAAAUGUUGGGUGAUAAUUUUCAUCUUCUCUGGUUUUUUUAGUGAGUGUUUUUGUACAUGGGGGAUUUUGACACACUUUUAAAACUUUGUUUUUUGUUUGUUUUUUUGAGAUGGAGUCUCGCGCUGUUGCCAGGCUGGAGUGCAGUGGCGCGAUCUUGGCUCCCUGCAACCUCUGCCUCCCUGGUUCAAGUGAUUCUCCUGCCUCUGCCUCCCAAGUAGCUGGGACUACAGGCACAUGCCACCACACAUGACUAAUUUUUUGUAUAUUUAGUAGAGACAGGGUUUCAUCAUGUUAGCCAGGAUGGUCUCUAUCUCCUGACCUCGUGAUCUGCCUGCCUUGGCCUCCGAAAGUGCUGGGAUUACAGGCGUGAGCCACCGCGCCCAGCCUAAAACUUUUAUCUAACUACCUUAGGCAUGUUAUAUCUAAUUUAUAUUUUGGAGAGGAUGUAAUAGAUUUUCCUGGAAUAGCUGUCACUGGUAUUUUCCUGUGAAAAAGGUGAAUGGGGCAAGGGUAGUUUUUAAGGUUUUUUUGCUCAAGAGUUUCUUCCUCUGUUACCCCAGUAGAAGAUAAUUUUUUAAAAAUUUGGCUCCCUUUGAAUAGCCAGGCCUUCUUUGCCAUUCAGAAGCUCAACUGGUUCAGGAGGACUCCUAUUAUCAGCUCUGAGUUCACCCAGUGUCUUCUGCUAUAAUUAAGGAAUACAGCCAAGUCCCCAGUUCAUUUUAUGAGGCCAGUAUUUCCCAGAUACUGAAACCAGACAAAGUAUAUCUCAUAAGAAUAUGGGUGUAAAAAUCCUCAACAAAGUACUAGCAAACCAAAUCCAGUAACAUCUAAAAUGAAUUAUAUAACAUGACUGAGAUUUAUCCCAGGAAUGCAAGGUUGGCUCACCAUCAAAAGUCAGUUAAUGUGAUGCAUCAUAUCAACAGAAUAAAAAACAAAAAUCACACAAUCAUCUCAAUACGUAGAGAUAAGGCAUUUGACCAGAGCCAGUACCCUUUAUGAUUUUUUUAAAACACACACAUUCUACAAACUAGGAAUAAAGAGGAAUUUCCUCAACCUGAUAUCUAGGGAAAACCCAGAGCCAACAUCACACUUAAUGGUAAAAAGCUAGAUGUCUUCCCUCUAAGAACAGGGACCAGACAAGGAUCCCCACUUCUGUUUAACAUUGUACUAGCAACUGGGCUAGGGCAAUUGGGGAAGUAAAAGAAAUAAAGGAUACUGGAGAAAAGAUUGGAACAAGUAAGAGCAUCUCUAUUUGCAGAUGACAUGAUCUUCUACAUAGAAAAUAAAACUUAUACUCUGAAAACUACAAAAUAGAUACUCAAACAAAAACUUUUACAUGAAUGUUCAUUGCAGCAUUUUAAAAAUAAUUGUCAGCUGGGCAUGGUAGCUCAGGCCUGUAAUCCCAGCACUUUGGGAGGCUGAGGCGGGCGGAUCACCUGAGGUGAUAGCUCUGCUUUCUCAGCACACUGCCUCACCCAGAGAAGAAUCCAGAGAAGGAGUGGUGGACUUGGAAUGUUAAGUCAUGGCCCAUUUGAUGAUGUUCAGGGAUGUGGCUGUAGAUUUCUCUCAGGAGGAGUGGGAGUGCCUGGACCUGGAACAGAGGGAUUUAUAUAGAGAUGUGAUGUUGGAGAACUACAGCAACAUGGUCUCACUGGGUCUUUGCAUUUAUCAGCCAGAAGUGUUCUCUUUAUUGGAGAAAGGGAAAGAGCCGUGGAAGAUUUUGAGCAAUGAGACAAGAGGACCUUGCCCAGACAUGCAGUCCAGGUGUCAGACCAAGAAGUUACUACCAAAAAACGGCAUUUUUGAGAGAGAAAUAGCCCAAUUGGAAAUAAUGAAAAUUUGUAAAAACCACAGCCUUGAAUGUUUAUGUUUUAGAGGUGAUUGGGAAGGCAAUGCUCAGUUUCAAACACUUCAAGAUAAUCAAGAGGAAUGUUUCAAGCAGGUGAUACACACCUGUGAAAAGAGGCCGGCUUUUAACCAGCACGCAGCGUUUAAUCUACACCAGAGACUUAACACAGGAGACAAACUGAAUGAAUUUAAAGAAUUGGGGAAAGCCUUUAUUUCUGGUUCAGAUCAUAUUCAACAUCAGUUAAUUCACACAAGUGAGAAAUUCUGUGAAGAUAAAGAAUGUGGGAAUACCUUUCUUCCUGAUUCAGAAGUUACUCAAUAUCAGACAGUUCACACUGUUAAGAAAACAUAUGAAUGUAAAGAAUGUGGGAAGUCUUUUAGUUUACGUUCGAGUCUUACUGGUCAUAAGAGAAUUCAUACUGGUGAGAAACCUUUUAAAUGUAAGGAAUGUGGGAAAGCCUUUAGAUUUCAUUCACAACUUAGUGUCCAUAAGCGAAUUCAUACUGGUGAGAAAUCUUAUGAAUGUAAGGAAUGUGGGAAGGCCUUUAGUUGUGGCUCAGAUCUUACUCGACAUCAGAGAAUUCAUACUGGUGAAAAACCCUAUGAAUGUAAUGAAUGUAGAAAGGCCUUUAGUCAGCGAUCACAUCUUAUUAAACAUCAGAGAAUUCACACUGGUGAAAAACCUUAUGAAUGUAAGGAGUGUGGGAAAGCUUUUACUCGUGGAUCACACCUAACUCAGCAUCAGAGAAUUCAUACUGGUGAGAAAUCUCAUGAGUGUAAGCAAUGUGGAAAAGCCUUUAUUCGUGGUUCAAAUCUUGCUCAACAUCAAAAUGUUCAUGUUGGUAGGAAACCUUAUGAAUGUGAGAAAUGUGGGAAAGCCUAUAUUUGGAGCUCACACCUUGCUCGACAUCAGCGAAUUCAUACUGGCAGGAAACCUUAUGAAUGUAAGCAAUGUGGGAAGACUUUUACUUGGGCUUCGUAUCUUGCUCAACAUGAGAAAAUUCAUAAUGAGAGGAAAUCCUAUGAAUGUAAGGAAUGUGGAAAGACCUUUCUUCAUGGCUCAGAGUUUAAUCGACAUCAGAAAAUUCAUACUGGUGAGAGAAACUAUGAAUGUAAGGAAUGUGGAAAGACCUUUUUUCGUGGUUCAGAACUUAAUCGACAUCAGAAAAUUCAUACUGGAAAGAGGCCAUAUGAAUGUGAAGAAUGUGGAAAAGCCUUUCUCUGGGGUUCACAACUUACUCGACAUCAGAGAAUGCAUACUGGUGAGGAACCUUAUGUAUGUAAAGAAUGUGGGAAAUCUUUUAUCUGGGGUUCACAGCUUACACGACAUAAGAAAAUUCAUACUGAUGCAGAACCUUAUGGAUGCAAGAGAAGUAGCCACAUCUUUAGUCACCAUUCAUAUUUUACUGAACAAAAAUUUCAUAAUGGUGCAAAUAUCUGUGAAUGGACAGACUAUGGGAACACCUUUAGUCAUGAGUCAGAUUUUGCUCAACACCAGAAUAUUUACACUUUUGAGAAAUCCUAUGAAUUUAAAGAUUUUGAGAAAGCAUUUUCUUCAAGCUCUCACUUCAUUUCACUCUUGUGAAAUAUUAUAUAAAAGUGUAGGAAGGGCUUCAUUCAUGACUCAUUAAUUGAUGUCAUUUAUUUUUUUCUCUUAAGGAACCCCACAAAUGUAAGUAAUAUUGGAAGGCAUUUUAACAGGGCACACAUCCAGCAGCAGCAGCAGCAGCAGAUAAUUCAUCAUGCAGUCAAUACAGGAAAGAAAUUACUGAUCAGUUAUCAAUUGCGGAAUAUCAGGGUAAAAUUUGAUGAGAUGAUAGCAUGAAUUCCUUUUGAAUCAUUCUCAAAACAUUCUGAUCAGAGAUGUUGCAUAAAGAAUUUAUAUAUAAUUUGGCCAGGCACGGUGGCUCACACCUGUAAUCCUAGCACUUUGGGAAGCGGAGGUGGGUGGAUCACCUGAGGUCAGGAGUUUGAGACCAGCCUGACCAACAUGGUGAAACCCUGUCUCUACUAAAUAUACAAAAAUUAGCCAGGCAUGGUGGCACACGCCUGUACUCCCAGCUACUCGGGAGGCCGAGGCAUGAGAAUUCCUUGAACCCGGGAGGUGGAGGUUGCAGUGAGCCAAGAUCACAUCACUGCACUCCAGCCUGGGUGAUAGAACAAGACUCCAUCUCAAAAACAAAAACCCACAAGAAUUUAUAUAUAAUUCAUUUUGGAAAUCUUUCAUCAUUAGCAAAAUUAUGUUGUAUUUCCAUAAAAAUCAUGUAAUUAAUCUAGAAAAGCCUUGAACUAUGUCACACAAUUUAUUUGGCAUGUCUUGUUUCAAUACAUCCUGCCUCUAUAUAUAAUUUUUUGAAAAGUAUCUUAAAUCUGUAUCUGUUUAAUCUUAUUCAUUAGAUUGUAAAUGUUGAAUGAUUUGAGAUUUACAUGACUUAGUGACUGUCAUUUGUAUCGGUAUUAAGCCAUUUUAUGAGAGAAGGACUUUAAGACUAUAAUGAUUGGCUGGGCGAGGUGGCUCACGCCUGUAAUCCCAACAGUUUGGGAGGCCGAGGCGGGCAGAUCACAAGGUCAGGAGAUCGAGACCAUCCUGGCUAACGCGGUGAAACCCCGUCUCUACUAAAAAUACAAAAAAUUAGCCAGGCGUAGUGGCGGGCGCCUGUAGUCCCAGCUACUCGGGAGGCUGAGGCAGGAGAAUGGCGUGAACCCGGGAGGCGGAGCUUGCAGUGAGCAGAGAUCGUGCCACUGCACUCCAGCCUGGGCGACACAGCAAGACUCCGUCUCAAAAAAAAAAACAAAAAGACUAUAAUGAUUAUAGGCAAAUAUCUCAUCUCUAUUUAUGUCUUAUUGAACAUCAGAAUGUUAAUUCUGAAAACAAAUCAGUAAAAUACAAUGAAGAAAGCUUU